Molecule: messenger RNA, 4231 nt
Organism: Plectropomus leopardus (leopard coralgrouper)
Lineage: Eukaryota; Metazoa; Chordata; Actinopteri; Perciformes; Serranidae
Product: butyrophilin subfamily 2 member A2-like
Biological process (GO): T cell receptor signaling pathway; regulation of cytokine production
Cellular component (GO): external side of plasma membrane
Molecular function (GO): signaling receptor binding
Source: RefSeq, a predicted model, not a curated record
CUGUCGUUGAGGACGAAGCGUGGAGAGAAUGUGGGAUUUUUCACAUUAUCCGAGGAGAAAUAAUUGAAAAAUAGCAACACGGAGACAAAGCUGACGAAUCUAUACAUGCAUAUAUGUAUUCGGUCCUUAUUUCUGCCCUUGAUUGAUUAUAACUCGAGUUGCGUCAAUGAUAUUUCGCCCUGGAUUUUGAAAAAAAAAACAACAGCAUAAUGGGUUCACCGAUGGUAAAUUUGUGCCUUAUGGUUUCUCUUUACGCAUCGCUGUGUGGUGCUGCUCCCGUUUCAGAUAGCCUUGAAGUUUCAAGCACCCCAGUGUCAGCGUACCGUGGCCACACAGCAACAUUACCAUGCUGGCUCAAUCCACCACAAAAUGCAGAGGGUCUGGAGGUACGCUGGUACCGUGGGGAUCACUUUGACUCCCCGAUCAUGUUUUACCGGGGGAGAAAGUUUGAGGAUACAUCCAAGGAAGCUUCGUAUGUGGGCCGAGUCUCCUUUGACUUAAAGGAUGCAGCGUCAGGUGGGCUGACAGCAGGCGAUGUGAGUCUGAAGCUGAAAAAUGUGACAAUUGAGGAUGCAGGAGAUUACACUUGUUACAUCAGCAGUGACCAGAGUUAUGACAGGGCAAGUGUCCGUCUCAUUGUGACAGAAAUGGGAACCACACCUCUUCUGUCAGUAGUGUGGAAAGAAGAUAACAUGGCUAAUGUGAGCUGUGAGUCUAAAGGCUGGUAUCCAAAGCCGAGUCUGAGCUGGUUGGAUAAAGAGCAGGUUCUUACCUCAAAAAGCCUGACGUACAGCAAAGACUCCUCUGGUUUGCUGUCAGUCCACAGCUGGCUUCUCAUCUCUGGCUCCACGGAGGUUUCCUGCUCAGUGGUCGUCUCUAAUGAAGAGGCGAAGGAGGCAAGGUUGCGCCUGGCAAAGUUACCUCAACCUGGGUCUGGAUCCUCAGUUGGUGGAUGGGUGGCCUUUGCUCUUCUCCUCACGGCCAUGUUAGUGUUACUUGGAGUGCUGUAUUUCAGAAAAAGAGGGAAGAAAGCUAAAUCAGGAAGUGACCACUCUGAGGAAAAUCGGAAUCUUUUACCGAAAGAGAUGGUCCAACCAACAAAGCUAUCAGCAGCUAGGGAGUAUUAUGUUAAUGUUACACUUGACAAGGUGGAAAACGCAUAUCUCAUGAUCAGGGAUGAUCGCAAAGUGAGAGACGUCUGUGUUGAUUUUCCUGAUGGACAGCAGGCAACCAAUCUGACAGUCAAAGGAACACCUGGCUUCUCUUCUGGACAACACUACUGGGAGGUUUCUUUGGGGUCACCAAAACUAGGGCUCAAACAGUCCUGGUGGGUCGGAGUUACAUGUGCAGCUGACAUCUCAAAGAUGUCAGAUUUUCCUCCAACUACAUCUAAUGGUUUCUGGAUCCUGUCCUCUUCCCCUGACAUGGCAGAUAGCUUUCAGUUUAGCACAGAUCCACAAGUGUUACUUCCUGUUUAUUCCAGACCGCAGACGGUUGGUGUGUAUUUGAAUUAUGACAGCGGAGAGCUUUCCUUUUAUAACGUGGAAAAUGAGCAUCUCAUUGGCACUUUAAAAGCUACUUUCAGAGGUGAGGUUUUUCCAGUUUUCAAUCCUGGUAUAGGUGACAAAGCACCAAUGGAGAUAUUACACAGGAAAGAACAGGGUCAGGCUAAUAACAUGGAGAACGCUGUAGAUUCAACAGCAUAACAACAUGAAUCUUAAGAUCAUCAACAAUGAAAUGAAACCACAAAGGAUAAGAUUUAUGUUUUAGCACCGUACUUGUGUCUUGUGUUGUGUUGUUUAUACUUUGUGGUUUUAUUUGGUUCGGGUAAAUUUGAAGAGUCACUGAAACAGUGCUCCAUGGAUGAUGUGUUUCUGUAGGCCAACGCAGAAGUUAAUGUUGUACUGGUUCCUGCCUAAAAAUGCCUACAGGAUUUUUCCAUUGGAUUUUUGAUUAUUGAAGAAAACAAGCUCUGUGGCAAACAAACAUUCAUAAUACUUACACAUUUUGUUCAGCGAAAUAGAGACUGCUAAUUUUAAGAUACCAAAAAGCUUCAAAGGUCAUGAGUGGGUCAAUUACUGACAUAUUUUAUGACUUAGAACAUAACUUGAAAGUCUAUUAAGCUUAUGUUAACAUCAGACUGUAUGUUAAGCAUCUAAAUAAAAACCCAGUAACUUGAGACAAAGGACCCAGGGGUGGAAAAAUACUAACUCCCGGUUUCUCAAGACACAUUUAUGAAGCACUCCAGGGGUGACCACUCAACAUUUGUAAAUAAAUAAAUCAUGUCGAAGCUGAAGCGUUGAUGAUCAUAUUAAAUCAGAAUCCAAACCAAUAGUACAAGAAAAUAGAAAGAUCUUUGUGGAAGCUGUAAGAAAUGAGGAUUCACUUCAGUGGUCAAUUUUGAGUCUGUAGUUUAUGGCGUUAGGUAGAUAUAUCAUCAACCAAAUAGGUACAAAGUAGAUUUAUUAGUCAUUUUUUAAAAAAAUAGUUUAAAAAUGAAAUUGAUUUUUUUCUUAACUCCUGCUACAUCAGAAUAGUUUGACAUUUUGGAAAAUUACCCACAUUUUCUUUCUUGCCGAGUCACCAGCAGCUUGAUAUAACUCUCAUAUCUGUGCAGUAGUAGAUAUUCUUAGAUAUCAGUCUUCUCGUCUAACUCCACAAAAAAAAGCAAAUACAAAGUGUUUUUCCCAAAACUGACGCUAACAAUAGUCUUUUAUUUAGACAGUGAUAGCCCCAUGGUUUAACGACUCUUCAUGGACAUUGUUUUUAAUAGAUGAAUUCUACUGUCUUUGGCAAACUGGAUAUCAGAGUAUUAUAUUUAUAUGCUUCUCUACAUGUACACACUAUAGCACAAAAUAGAAGGACUGAGGAGGCGAGAAGGUUACAGCAUGACACAGUCGGCCUUUCUCAUUUCUCUAUUUUGUGCCUUCUCGCCUCGUCCUUCCUUUUAAAAUCGGUCUUAGUGCCCCAUGUUGACGUAUGUGUCAAUUCCUGAAAGCAGCUAUGAGUGAGGAUGCAGAGGUGUAUCCUUUGCAAAUGUCUUUUUGGAACCUGUUAUUACAAAACAGCUGUGACAAUGGAUGUAUAGAGAGCUAGAUACAGUGUUUGAGGCAGAGGGAGUUCAUCCUUAUGAAAGUUGCUCAGUGACGUAGGAAGCCAAAAAAAUUCGACCGAGCACCCAGGUAUUUUACAGCCAUAGGCCCUUAGAACAAGCUCAUUAGAGACUCCCACAGGCUGAGUCCACUAUCCUCCAUGUGAACUUGAAUGAGGAUUAAAUAAUUUAAACUCUGAGCUCUUCUAAACCUUUGAAGUGUGAUUGAACCAAAUGGAUCAAAUCCAAAUGAUGAAACAAGUCAUAUCCCAGGGGUUGUGACCCUAAAAAAAUGGAUCCACUAAUUCACAGACAUUUCUUUCACAAUUUAAGUCUGGGAAAAUGUAUUUUUGGGCCCAGUGGCAUUACAUGAUGGACACUGUAAUUCCACAUUUGACCACUAUAUAAAACUGGCUUCGAAGCCCAAAGCUCUUCCUGGGGGCUUGGGCAUGACACAAAGCUGAUUAAACAGCUGAAACAUGAGUUAUAUUUAGUUGGCGUCGCUUUAAAAUGAUGGCUCCGAAUCAAGACCUCAACUCCUUAUGUCUCUAUCUUUGCGCUCAUUUCUGAGACAGGAGGGAGACACAAGGAGAGGGUGCAAGGAGAGAAAUCGAGAAUGCACAAACUGAGAAAUCAGCCGAGGUGGGUGGGCGUGUGUGUGUGUGUGUUGGGUUAAAUAAUGUCAUUUACCUGUGGAAGGCGAAAGCGGAGUGGCAGCAGGACCUGCAGACCUGGAUUUGGAUGAAACUCUGGAAAGGGUGGUUGUGUCUUUGCUGCUCCUCUUCGUUCUCAUAGGUUCCUCUGGGGGUGACGAGGAGCGAGGUGGACAGAUCUGUGAAGGUAGCACUAACACAGUGGUGAGCCUGGACGACCAGGCGGUUAUAAACUGACUUACAAAAGGGAACAGUGAUACAAUAACUUACGGCACAGUACUUACUUAAAGUUGUAAAUGUGCUUCACCAGAAAAUGCAUGCAAUAUACUCAACGUGUGGAAUGAGGCAGCUUUACUUAAAGGUAUGAUUUGAUGGCUUUAUGUAAGUUUCAAUGGCAUUUAUAUUGUUUGAUCCUAUUUGUAAAUAUCUCUGUAAUAACUGAUGUUAACAUUAUUAAUAUAAAAACAUUAUUAAUAUAUAAACUCAA